AUGCCUUCUGAGUCCACCCGCAGCGAUCCCCCCGGAUCCACCCGCAACUACGGAGAGUUCUUCUCCUGGUUUGAUACUGUCUACGGUGAGGACAAGCCCGGAGACUCCAUCAACGAGAUCAACGGUCAGUCCGCCGACAUCAACAAGGGUUUCGGCGGCGAGUACGUCUGGCUCAUCCCCAGGCGCGCUCCCAGACCCAAAAUGAUGGUCGACAAUUUCUGGACCGACAUCCGCGGCAGCGCCGACGGCAACCGCAAUGAUGACCUGGCCAAGGGUGCCGGCGGCGACUACCGCUACUUCUCGUGGUCCAACAAUAUGGAUGCCACUAACUUCGUUACCGAUGUUGCUCUCUGGAGAACCGGUGAUGAGCAGGGAAGCCCUCCCGGUGGCUGGGACCGCAUGUCGGGUGACAUCAACAAGGGUCGUGGCGGCGAUUACUUGUAUCUCGUCUGGCGUACAAAGCAGUACUGCGGACCCAAGGAUUUCUAA
This is a messenger RNA of Podospora anserina S mat+, 489 nucleotides long. RefSeq lists its product as uncharacterized. The transcript has 3 exons. The coding region runs from base 1 to 489 and encodes 162 amino acids. Lineage: Eukaryota; Fungi; Ascomycota; Sordariomycetes; Sordariales; Podosporaceae. The record is from RefSeq and is a predicted model, not a curated record.